Protobothrops mucrosquamatus (brown spotted pit viper) is the source of this 1445-nucleotide messenger RNA. RefSeq names its product lysophosphatidic acid receptor 6-like. The transcript has 2 exons. The record is from RefSeq and is a predicted model, not a curated record. Gene Ontology annotation, molecular function: oxysterol binding; G protein-coupled receptor activity. NCBI's taxonomy places the organism in Eukaryota, Metazoa, Chordata, Lepidosauria, Squamata, Viperidae. Gene Ontology annotation, biological process: G protein-coupled receptor signaling pathway. Gene Ontology annotation, cellular component: membrane. The coding region runs from base 1 to 1257 and encodes 418 amino acids.
AUGCCCGAGAACCUGGCCCACUUCUGGCCUGUCAGGAUUGAACCGUUUUCAGAUAACGGGGCAAGCCUGUCCCCUCCAGGGGAUCUGCGCUCUGCUGGGUCUCCAACUCAGAACGGAUCCGAGCAAUUUCGCCUGGGUAAAAGUGACCCUUUCGUCAGCUCCUUCCAUCUUCCGGGUUACGAAAAGAAAGAGAAGGUCAACGACGGUACCUUGGUGAGCCUGGACGGAAGGUUAUUGUGCAGAGGGACCUCGGAGAGGGCAGACUUCCAGUACAUCCUCUUCCCUGUAGUUUAUACUUUGGUCUUCCUCCUCGGCCUGGGGGGGAAUCUCUUUGUAUUGGGCUACUUCCUCCGGACCAAGUCGGCCACUGCCCCGGCCAAUGUCUUCCUGGUGAACUUGGCCACCCUCGACCUGCUCUUUGUGCUCACCUUGCCCAUCCGCAUCGCUUACCAUGCCCGCCAUAACGACUGGACCUUUGGCGAAGCCCUCUGCAAAAUCACCGGCUGCCUCUUCUUUGCCAACCUCUAUGGCAGCUCCCUCUUCCUGGCCUGCAUCUGCCUCGAGCGCUAUGUGGCGGUGGUCCAUCCGCUGAAGCACCUCCAGUUCCGGCAGCUGCGCUACCGCCUGGGGGCUGCUUUGGGGGUGUGGCUGAUCCUCAUUGCGGCCAUCCUGUUCCUGGCCCUCCGUGGGCCCCUGACCAGCCCCUUUGCCGAUGGCCGCACCGCAUGCCUGGAGAACUUCUCCUCCAGUUCCUGGAAGGGGCGCAUCUCGGGCGUCAGCAUCUUUGCUGCCGUGGUUGGCUUCCUGCUGCCUCUUCUUCUGAUCGGCAUCUGCUACCCUCUGAUCGCCUGGCGCCUCCUGACUUCCCCCAGGUUGCAGGCAAGUUCCCAAGCAGCCAAACGCAAAGCCCUGCGGACGGUGCUGGUGGUCCUUGGCGUUUUCCUGGUCUGCUUUGCACCGUAUCACAUCGUGCAGCUGGUUCACACGUUGGGCCGUGUGGGGGUCCUGGGCGACUGCACCCUCGUCCGCACCACCUAUGUGGCUCGUCGCAUCACUAUGGCACUGACCAGCCUCAAUGCCUGUCUGGACCCACUGGUUUAUUACUUUGCUGCCGAGCGAUUUGCCCGGCAAUCCGGCUGGUGGAAGUGCAGCUGUUGUCAGCCAGAGAGCCCCCAGCGGCCUCUGGGGCUGCCCAGGUUGAUUGCCAGCAAGGCCUCGUCUUCUGGAGAAACCACAAAGGCUGACACAGAGCAGUGAGCAGAGAAAUUCUGUCCCUCAACCCUACAGUCUGCCCUGUUCCCACUGCAUGAGAGGAAUGGAGACGUUUAUCAUUGCUACACAGGUGUGAACUUGGUGCUUGUACCAGGAACAGACUGGAAAUGAGCGAGCUAAGGAGACUCGAGGCAGCGGGCUGCCCAAGGCCACGACGGGCCACCGCUUCUCCU